Messenger RNA from Mugil cephalus (flathead mullet), 7209 nucleotides. It is a transcript of the gene hivep3b, whose product is annotated as transcription factor HIVEP3. Gene Ontology annotation, molecular function: RNA polymerase II cis-regulatory region sequence-specific DNA binding; DNA-binding transcription factor activity, RNA polymerase II-specific. The record is from RefSeq and is a predicted model, not a curated record. Gene Ontology annotation, cellular component: nucleus. The transcript has 11 exons. Gene Ontology annotation, biological process: regulation of transcription by RNA polymerase II. Bases 892 to 6960 code for a protein of 2022 amino acids. NCBI's taxonomy places the organism in Eukaryota, Metazoa, Chordata, Actinopteri, Mugiliformes, Mugilidae.
UGCCGUGCGGGGUGGUGCGGAGCCACGGAGUGUGUUUUGCGUACAGGGCGAGAUGUUGUUUUGUUGUGGCGAUCAGCUGAAUGUGGCAUCGCUGUCCGGUCUGACACAACAGUGGGAAGCGCGGCGAGCCCCUCCGGCUCCCCCUGCACAGAAACGCGGGCGCAGGGCAGCCGUAUCCAGCGCAUCUCGAUCCAGGAAAUGCGGACUUGUGGCCCUUUCGCUUCGGGAUAAAUGGCUGCAGCGCACGCACCGUAGCGAGCUGUGCCUGUGAAGCGUCUCUGAGGGGGAAGACCAGACUGCUCUGUCAGGCUGGUGUUGACCUGCAGUUCACUGGCAUGUGUUUAAUCAAAAUGAACACUGCGACGGUUGUGAACUGCCAGUCUUAUCAAAGCCCUGCGAAAUCCCUCUCUACGCCCUCUUGCCUCAGAGGUGCAGUGAUCCCAGUGCAUCCCGUGCAGAGCUGAGCGAGGAUCCUGGUAUGUGGUGUUUGUCAGACGGCGUCCCUCCUUAGCGCAGCGGCUCUUGCUGACAGCAGUGAUAUCCCGGGACCCAUUCAGAAUCUGAACGGGCAACACUCUUGACAACCAGCAACGGAGAUGCAGAAAAGACCUUGAGAGGGCUGUUAGAAUGGCUGAGUCCAGACAAAAACAGAGCUGCUUUGUACAGAGAGAUGAUCCAUGUUUACCUGCAUCCAUGCAGCUCCGGGGAAGUUUUUAAUGAUGUCUCAUUUGGUCCUCUUGAAUAACUUUUGGCCCACACUGAAAAAGGUCAUCCAUUUUGAUUUACAACUCAGUCGGUCAAUGUUCCCCUGCCUCUGACCUGCCAUGCGGUUAGACCAAUGAGGCUCAGAGAGCCCUCUGUUACUUGUCUGUAAGGCCUCCUCCCCACUCUAUGGAGGCUGAGUCCAGCCGUCCGGCUGAUGGGGAGCGCUCUGGAAGGCAAGAGCAGCAGCAUGCGACAGGCGAAUCUUCAUUAGGAUCUUGCCCACCUCAACAGCCCCAGCAGCCUCCUAAUCCUCGUCCUGUGCACAGAGCCUUGGGCCGCCUACAGAAUCGCCAACCCAGACGCUCUGACCUUCUGCUUCGGUUACAGCAGCAGCAAGCAGUAGCAUGGCAGCAUUCAGACACCGCAGGUCCCUCAGGAGGCAGCUUCUUUUCUUCAGCUUCCCCAUCAACCUCAUCCCUCCCCUCUACUUCCUCCACCCGGGGUGAGCAUGGGCAGUCAUCUCAUUCAAGCCAAGAGGGCCUAGAAGGGGUCAGCUCACCCAGAAAAGGGGAGAAGAAACCACAAAAACCAGGGAAAUAUGUGUGCAAUUUCUGUGGCCGUCCAUGUGCCAAGCCAAGUGUUCUUCAGAAACAUAUACGCUCCCAUACAGGAGAAAGACCUUACCCUUGUGCCCCCUGUGGCUUUUCCUUCAAGACUAAAAGCAACCUGUACAAACACCGCAAGUCACAUGCCCAUCGCAUUAAAGCAGGUCUGGCAUCCAGUCGUGAUGAGCCCAGUUUGAGUGGAGCAGAGGGCAGUGGGGUUGGAGAAGACCCAGGGGAACACACAGAAGGGGAAAGCACUGAGUCUGAAGAAGAGACAGGCCAGCACCGAAAAUCCUCUGCUAAGGAGAUGCUUGGACAGCAGAAGAAAGGAGGUAAGGAGCGCCUGGAAGGCUCAGAGGAGAGCCAAAAGCCCGAGGACUCCCAGGCUGUCAAGCAAAGACUUGCACUUAGGCUUAGUGAAAGGAAACGUGGCCCGAUGACUUCUCCAGAUGACCCUCCUUCCUCCCUUUCCACUUCAUCUUCUUCCCUAGGCCCUGGUAGUAAGGGCAGCACAGAGUCUGGCUACUUCUCCGGAUCAGGCAGUACUGACCUGUCCCAAGUUAGCCCCCCAAGUUCCAGUGCCAAAACCUACGCAGAAAUUAUUUUAGGGAAAUGUGGACGGCUCGGAGGACAGCAGCGCAGUCCCCACCAGCAGCAGCCUCAUUCUUCACAUUCCUCAUCCUCAGGAACAGAGGAGAAGGGCAUUCCUUUUGCUGUACCCAAAACCCAAGUAAUAGAACACAUUACCAAGCUAAUCACCAUCAAUGAAGCAGUGGUAGACACCAGUGAGAUUGACAGUGUAAAGCCUAGACGCUCCUCACUGUCCAGAAAGAGUAGUAUGGAGUCACCCAAAUUUUCAGCCCCUAAAGAUCCCUACGCAUUUGAUCCCAAAAUGGAAACUGCAGGUUCCAGUAGUUUGAGACACCUCCAGAAUCCUGAGACAGAUCCACAGGGAACCCAGGAUCCGUCAGCAGUGCCUCUGCUUAGAAGCCACUCAAUGCCAACUUCUACCACCCCAGGAGAGUCCUUCACCUCUGGCACCAUGUCUCCCCGAGGUGGCCACCGCCUCUGCCAGUCCUUUGAUGAGCAGCAAGCAGUGGUAGCAGAGAUGAGGGUUGGCCAUGCCCAACGUAUGCUCAGGCGCCAGCCUGCCAUAGAGGUUCCCCUGGGUGCUGAGUUAAUGUUGGAGGAGGCCAGUCCCACCUCUCCCUCCACCAGAGGCACUGAACCAACUAGGCAGCCACAGCAACAGCAAGAACCACAAAAGAGUCCUAGUGUUUUUGAAUGUGGAACAUGUGGGACCCGCUUCCAACACAGAGACGGCUAUGAGACCCACAGACGGAUUUGCCCAGUACAGGAAAGCGGGGAUGCGAGUAAAACAUGCAGGGAGGAUCGCCCCCUGAUGAUGCACUACAAGUUCCGAGCACUGGCCAUGGCUGUGAGGAAGAGGAGGAAAGAGGAAAGUCUGGAGGAGGAUCCUCCCAGUCCUGGAUCUGUAGCCACGUCAGGCAGCUCUGCAGGCCUCAUUCCAGUGCCAAGCAGACCAGAACAGGCCCUCUCAGGUGUUACUUUGCAGACUGAGCCAAACCAACAGCAGCAGCAAGACAGGAAGGGUGUGUCUGUCAUCCAACACACUAGCUCUUUUGAAAAACAAGAGACUAUGGAAAGUCAGGAACCAGACCUCAGACAGAUUCAGCAAACACAACAACCCGAGCCAAAACCAUCACCCUCUACAUCUCGCCUCAUCCGCCAGCCAAACAUCCAAGUGCCAGAGAUCCUUGUUACUGUGGAGCCUGAUGCUGAUAUGCCAUCUGUGUCACCCCCAGUAAUAGCAUCCUCAUCCAAGGAGGCAGAGAGAGUAGAGGAGUUCCAAUGGCCUCAGCGCAGUCAGACUCUUGCCCAGCUUCCUGCAGAAAAGUUGCCACCAAAGAAGAAAAGACUUCGUCUGGCAGAAGCUGCUCAGUCCUCUGGGGAGUCAAGCUUUGAGUCCCUGUCUCUGCCACGCAGUCCCAGUCAAGAAAGCAACAUCUCAAGCUUUUCUGCUUCUUUUGAGGACACAGCAAGAUCAGACCCGGCAGCCAGGGCCUCCAGUAGCCAAAGUUCCCAGAUGCUGAUGGUGCCCUCUGCUUCUUAUCAACCCCACCAAAGCCACAAGGAGAUGAGGCGCUCUGCCUCUGAGCAGACCCCAGCUAGCCCUCAGCAAACAGAGCAGAUCCCAGAGACCAGGAGUAAGUCAUUUGACUAUGGAUCCCUGUCCCCUCAGCAGUCUUCAUCCUCCUGGAAAGAAAGGAGAAAGUGUCUUCUUGUUAAGCAUGCCACCUUAGGGGAACCUGAGCAGGAGGUAGGGGGCAGCUUGAGUCACUUAUCCAGAGAGGAAAGUCCAAAGCCUGGUCCUUCCCACUCCAACCAUCCUGACUUCUACUCCUCUGGGGGAAGCUCCCAGUUCAGCCAGGAAACCACAGGAAAGGCUUUGCAGCCAUCACCGCCACAAACCUUUCCACCCUCCUCUCAGGAUCUGCUCCCUUUUCAGCCCAGAGGCCAGCAAGCAUUUCCCCUAGGAUCACUAUCUCAGCUACUACCAGUCACCACAGCCAUAUCUGAAGCAUUCUCCACCCAAAUCAUUCACAGAGCCUUUCUACAUUCACACACACGAUCUCCACCUCUACAGAUACAUCCUGGACAGAUUCACAUAGCAGAACGGUUGGGAUUACCGCUUCGUCAUCUUCCUCCUUUGGUCCCCCUCCAAAUCUCUUCCAGGACUAGAGCUAGCCAGGGUUUGUACUUGCCUGUUACUCCAAGAGUGAGCACCCAUGUUCUUUCCCCUCCCAGCACAGAGAGCAGACCACCCAUGUCCUCCAUGGCUUCUGUCCUUACACAUCCUUCUCUUAUAACGGUGUCCUAUCAACAACCACGGCCGCUCAUCGCCACAUGCUUGGCACAGCUUACACCAGUAGUGUCCCUUGUGGUGCCAGUGCGCCUCCAGACUCAUAUACCUACCUAUGCCAGUGCCAUGUAUACCACCCUGUCUCAGAUUCUGGCUUCCACCCAUUCACAGGAACCACCUUGUUGCACAGCCAUGGUCAUUAUGCGCCAGGUAGAGCAGGACAGGCUGCGAAGGACCUACUUGAAGGUCCCCUCCCCAGACAUCAAGAGGCUUCUUCCCCUGUCUCUGCCAGAAGAGCUGGCCUCGGGUUCUGGGGAGGGAUUCGGUUCACUCGGAGCUGGAGGAAGUAAACGUAUGCUUUCUCCUGCAGCCAGUCUGGAGCUCAGCACAGAGGCCCAGCGUCACCAGAAAAGGGUCAAAGAGGAGGGGGACCAACGUACAACAGGAGAAGAGGAGGAGGAGGAGGAUGCUGAAUUGAAAGUAAGACAAGAAGAAGAAGGUAAAGGCACCUGGAAAAAACUGGAAGAAAGAGAGAAGGAACAACCAGAGAGUGUAGAGGUGACAUCUAUGAAAGUGGAGGGAGUGCAGGACCAAGUAUCAAGGAAAAGUAAUAGGCAAGAAAGGGAGGAUGAGGAGGAGCAGCAGCGAGAGGUGAAGGAAUCAUCUGAUAAGACAAAAAAGGAAGAUGUGCCAGGCGUGUUAGGGGGGGUUGAGAGACAAAGUACCCCUUCAUUCCCCAGCCUCCACACUUCCACCUCAGUCAACUGGUGCUAUCGGAAUUAUGUCAAACCCAACCCGUCUGCCCAGAGUGAUCCUCGCACCUCCGUUUAUUCUACCUGGAGCGUCAGUUCUCACAACCCCAACUUGCCAGGCCUCAGCACCAAGGUAGCCUUGUCUCUACUGUGCUCCAAACAGAAGCACAGCUCCGAGACAUACACCAUGGCCACAGCUCCUGUGCCAUCCAAAGGGAAUUUGGCCCCUGCAACCAGCAGGACCCCAUCUGUGUCAGAGGUACAUGCCACCUCACCCAGCACACUGGCCGAAGUGAAGGAUCAGCAGCAGCAGCAUGAAAAGGAGGAAAAUAAAGAACCAAGAGAAGAGGAAGGACCGUCCACCUCGAAACAGAGCGAGCCUUCUCGUGUUCGUAUCUUUGAAGGAGGGUACAAGUCCAAUGAAGACUAUGUUUAUGUGAGAGGUCGUGGCAGGGGAAAGUACAUAUGUGGAGAGUGUGGCAUCCGCUGCAAGAAGCCUAGCAUGCUGAAAAAACACAUCAGAACGCACACCGAUGUCCGCCCUUACAUUUGUAAACACUGCAACUUUGCCUUUAAAACCAAAGGAAACCUUACAAAACACAUGAAGUCAAAGGCUCAUGGGAAAAAAUGCCAGGCAAUGGGGGUAUCUGAGUCAUCAUUGGACGAGCCUGAGAGCGAGGAAACAGGAGGCAGUGAGGAGCGUGUGUGUGGCUCAGAGGAACAGGAGGAACACCGCUUCUCCGACGUGGGGGAGUCCGACGACGAUGACGACAACGACGAUGACGACGACGACGACGAGGAAGAGGAGUCCGCGUCCCAUGACGACCCGCCGUCCUCCUGCUCGUCAGACACGCACCCGUCAACGGGGGGGCGCUCCAGCUGCAGCAAGCACUCUCGCCAAGGCACUCCUGACCGCGAGGCCCCGGGCCCCAGCCACAGCCCCGGCCAGGAGCCGUCCCCGCGGGGGGUGUGGCCCGGCAGACGAGCGGCCUCGCCCGGCAGCAGGAGGGCGCUGUUCUCCCGGCGCGGCUGGAAGGCGUCUCCGAGGGGCUUCUCCCCCAGCAGUGAGAGCUGUUCCCCCAGCCGCAGCCUCUCGCCCCGUCUGGAGCUGUCCCCACCUAUCCACGGCCUCUCCCCCAGGGCCGAGCUGUCCUCGCCCAGUCGACAUGUUUCGCCCUCCCCCGAGAGAGGACCAUCGCCCAUAAGACCUGUUUCUCCUCUUCGUGUUAUUUCACCCAGCUGCUACCGGUCGGCCCAAGUUCGGACCCCUCCCUCGCCAGUGGGGGUGCAGCACAGAGCCCCUGGUUACCUCCCCUGGGAGAGCCCCAGCACAAAGGGUAGUCAUGUCAGACCGGAGAAAGGCGGUACAGCAGGAGGGAGGCCGACGCCGUCUCAGAGCAGCUUGUUUCCACCUGCUUUUCGACUUUCUACCUGUGAGGGCUACCCUGGCCACCAGACAGCAGAAAACAUCUUCAGCCAUCUUCCCAUGCACUCCCAACAAGCCAAGGUCCCCUAUCUGAUGAUCCCAAUCGGAGGGAUCCAAAUGGUACAGGCCAGACCGAGGUCCCACCCAGCCACCCCCUCGUCCCCAACAUCACCCCCCCUGGAGGGGCCGUCGCUGGCCAGGUUUGAAUCACACUGGGGCGGGACCCCCAGGACUCAGGGGCUUAGGACUCCUGGAGACCACUGGCCAGAGCAGCAGGCAGCAGGAACCAGCCAGUCAGGACGCCGCGGUCUUAGCACAGCACUAACUUUUUCCAAACCAGAGUCGGAGACUACAGACUCAAAGCAAUAUGGCAGCUCACACAGCUCCGUCCACGGCCACAGGUCUGCGACUGAGACCACCGAACACUGCGCCAGAGACAGUCCCUCGAGAGCACCCCUCAGUCUAGCCGUCCCUGUAGCCCCGCGUGUCAGUGGACAGCAGCCGGAGAGGGAGGCGCCACCGCCUGGCGGUGGUCCGGUGGAGGGAGGCGCUGAAGGAGACUCAGAAAGAACAGACCAGAGCACUUAACAGUGUCUACACCUUGAUGCACCUCGCAUCCCAUUUUGCUUUAUUGGUUGCUACACUAGUCUUGUUUUUUAUUGCUUUGUUUUUAUACAGUUUUCAAUACAAUUGUUAACUUAAAUGUUCGUUCUUUGGCAAUAUUCAGGUUUGUUAUAAAAAUGCACUUUUUUCUUUGUGAAAAUAAUGUUCCUGUAAAUCUAUAUAUAUAACUUAUAUAUAUAUAUAUAUAUAUAUAUAUAUAUACAUAUAUAUAUA